Striga hermonthica is the source of this 1080-nucleotide messenger RNA. The record is from the annotation of a GenBank genome assembly. NCBI's taxonomy places the organism in Eukaryota, Viridiplantae, Streptophyta, Magnoliopsida, Lamiales, Orobanchaceae.
AUGUCAGUCCUUUACGACUCUGAACCAGAAGACCUCAUCGAUUUUCUAGUACACAACGGCAAUGGAGUUAAGGGCCUUUCUCAAUUAAACCUCAAGCAAAUCCCAAGCCAAUUCAUACAGCCGCCCGACCAAAGACACAGCCAUAUCCAAGUCUCGACCCAGAAAUCCAUACCCACAAUCGACGUCUCCCAAUGGGCCGACACCAACACCGCUCAAUCGAUCUGCGAGGCCGCGACAACUUGGGGUUUUUUCCAGAUCGUCAAUCAUGGGAUCCCACCGGAAGUUAUGGAGAACGUGAAGAGGGCUUCUCACGACUUCUUCGGUCUGCCGGUGGAGGAGAGGAGGAAGUAUCUCAAGGAGAAUUCUCCCACUCAGAGUGUGAUGCUGAAAACCAGCUUCAGUCCCUUGGCCGAGAAGGUUUUGGAGUGGAAAGAUUAUCUCGUUCAUCUUGUCGGCACGGAGAUUGAUGGUGCGGAUUUUGCGCUCUGGCCCAGUGUGACUAGGGGUCCAGUUUCCGAAUACAUAAACCGAGUAAAACCCAUCAUCCGGAAGCUACUAGAGACAUUGCUCAAUGGCAUCAACGUGACUCAAAUCGACGAGGCAAAAGAAUCCGCCCUGAUGGGCACCCUCCUCACCACCCUUCUCCACUACCCCAAGUGCCCGAACCCUGAGCUGGCAGCCGGGGCCGGGCCCCACUCAGACAUCUCGUCCCUAACCAUACUCUUACAAGACGAUGUUGGCGGGCUCUACGUACGACUAUCUGGGACCACUGAUGAGUGGGCCCACGUCACACCAGUCGAUGGCUCUCUCGUCGUGAACAUCGGGGACGUGCUUGAGAUAAUGAGCAACGGGAGGUACAAGAGUGUUGAGCACCGGGUGUUUGUGGACGGGAGGAGGGAUAGGGUUUCAGUGCCCGUUUUUGUGAACCCGUCGGCCAAUGCCGUCAUUGGCCCGUUACCGGAAGUGAUGGAGGAUGGGGAAAAGCCGAUGUAUAGACGUCUUGUUUACUCGGAUUAUUUCGGUUAUUUCUUUAGUAAAGGGCAUGACGGCAAACGAACGAUUGAUUUCGCAAGGGUGUGA